AUGGGCGUCGACUAUCAAGAUGCCACAUCCUGGUAUCAGUCUCAUGAUCACAGCUAUGUGGACAGCUCGGCCAUUCUACCCGGCCCAGUUCCCACAUAUCAGGCAGAGUCAUUCUAUCAUAUUUCACGUCCAAGAGACACGUAUGAAAAUCACUACUCCAUCACAACCGAACCAAUCCAAAUCCAGACCCUGGCAGCCCCAGCAGUUAUCGAGACCGAGUAUCGGAAAAUAAUCAUUAGGGGACUAUCUAGGCGGACUCAAAGCGAUCAGAUCAAAUCCCUCCUCCGCUCAAGGUGUGGCUUUGGUGGUACCGAAAUCAACAGCAUCAAGAUUCCGAGAUCCAGAGAAGGUGGUAAUCGAGGACACGCGACCAUAACCUUUGUCAACAUGAAUUGCGCGGAAAAGGCAGUACAGAGGUUGCACCAUUUCAAUUUCGAUGGUCAUCAGCUCGUUGUGAGGCUGACAAACGAGGGCGUCUCUCCAAACGAAGAACGAAGAGCAAGAUCUCAGCGACAACAAGAAAUUUCGCCUCAGCAGCAAGAGGCAGGCCCACAGCCAAUCGCAACUAGCCAAGAGAACAGGGAAGAGAAUGAAUCCAUCAAUAGAGGCGUCAUUAUUGCGAAUGGCUCCUCAGGCCGGCCUACAAGCCAGUCAAGUGAACCUCGGUCUCGGGGGUGA
Molecule: messenger RNA, 678 nt
Organism: Pestalotiopsis fici W106-1
Lineage: Eukaryota; Fungi; Ascomycota; Sordariomycetes; Amphisphaeriales; Sporocadaceae
Exons: 1
Coding region: 1-678 (225 amino acids)
Molecular function (GO): RNA binding
Source: RefSeq, a predicted model, not a curated record